GGACAGGCGGCUCUGUAUUGUUCAGCGCGCGCGAGGAGCUCCAUUCGGCUGUUGUGCUACUGCAAUCGAGAUCAGUUUCUACCGAGUGCACGGUACUCAGCGUUGUGGAAGUUUAAGAUUUGGUUGUGCUUGGUGUACUCAUGGCUGUUAGAAGGGGACACAUAAGAUACCUGAAGGUUUGUGAGGUGCAGAGCCAGGGUAAUGACCGGGAUUUGCAGCAACUUGGCAAGGGUACCAGCAUGAACGACGCCUAUGACCUUCCUAACGGAUUUGAGAGCCACUUGGGCGACGAGGCGAAAGACGCUAAAACAAACCUGAUAGUCAAUUACCUGCCACAGAACAUGACUCAGGAUGAGCUGCGCAGUCUGUUCAGCAGCAUCGGUGAGGUGGAGUCUGCCAAACUUAUUCGGGACAAAAUGGGAGGCCACAGUUUAGGGUACGGAUUUGUUAACUAUAUUAACCCUAGUGAUGCAGAAAGGGCAAUCAGUACUCUCAAUGGGCUGAGACUACAGUCUAAAACUAUCAAGGUCUCUUAUGCCAGGCCAAGCUCUGACACAAUAAAAGAUGCCAAUCUUUACAUUAGUGGCUUGCCCAAGACCAUGACACAGAAAGAUGUGGAAGACUUGUUUACCCAGUAUGGACGCAUCAUCAACUCGAGGGUGCUGGUUGAUCAGGCUUCAGGUAACGACUGCUUGUCACGUGGUGUCGCCUUCAUUCGGUUUGACAAGAGAAUUGAAGCAGAAGAUGCCAUCAAAGGUCUGAAUGGUCAGAAGCCCCCUGGAGCAUCUGAGCCCAUCACGGUCAAGUUUGCAGCAAAUCCCAACCAGGCAAAGAACUCCCAGCUGCUGUCACAGUUCUAUAACACACAGUCUCGGCGCUUUGGAGGCCCUGUUCAUCACCAGGCACAGAGGUUCAGGUUCUCACCAAUGAGCGUAGACCACAUGAGCGGUGUUUCAAGCAUGAACGUAGCCGGGAGCUCAACCUCUGGCUGGUGCAUUUUCAUUUACAAUCUGGGUCAAGAUAGCGAUGAAGGCCUGCUGUGGCAGAUGUUCGGCCCGUUCGGCGCGGUCACCAAUGUCAAAGUCAUCCGCGACUUCAACACCAACAAAUGCAGAGGCUUUGGCUUUGUCACAAUGACCAAUUACGAAGAGGCGGCCAUGGCCAUCGCCAGCCUCAACGGAUACCGUCUGGGGGACAAGGUCUUGCAGGUGUCCUUCAAGACCAGCAAGUCUCACAAAUAAAAGGACAGAAAGUAUUACUUUUGGGUUCUAAGAACUUGCACACUUUUUUUUUCUUUUUCCCCCCCCAUUCUUGUCUGAAUAUAUAAUUACUAAUGUAACUUUGUUCAAAUAAAUAGAUUAGUAUUGGUAUUGUAUUAGUUUGGGAUUGAAAUAACUAGCUUAAGAGUAGGCUACAUGGCCUAACAAUUGCAUCUUCAUAUGCUUAAAUAGUUUGGUAGUGUUUAUCACAGUAUCAUUUAAUUAAUAUGAUGCCAUGGAGCAUCAAACCCUGAGUAGAUGUUAUAUAGGAUCAUAUUGCAGUAUGCGUCGUAUCUCCCAUCACCGUUUGUCAGUGUCGCUUUUUCUGUGGUUGAACUUGUGGGUGAUUAUUUCCUUGAGUCCGUAAGAGAAUUCUGGCUGAUUGAACUUGAUGAUGAUGAUGGUCAAUGUCACAUCUCUGUGGCUCCAUAAUUAUUCUGAAUAUCAACAUGAUUCCACCAUUUUAAGUUCUUGAAUCAUUCAAUUUGCUUUACUAUAAUGUGACUUGUAGAAACGGAGAGUGCAGACCUUUUUUUUUUGGGGUAAAUAUUCAUUCAACCACGCAUGUAUCCAACAUGUAAUCUAUCGGAAGAUUUAAGUUUGAAGGACCAAAGAAGCUGGAGAGUACGCCUUAUUUUGCUGAAUUAUGCAAAUGUAUUUGAAGCGUUUUUGCUGUUGGUGUUAUUUUGGCAGUUAAUAUAUUAAAGUUUGUCUUGCGUUCAAGUUUUUUUGUUUGUUUGUUUGUAACCAUUCUUGUUAUCGCGAACAAACUUUUCUGUAUCAAGCAUUUUUUCCCCAAGUGUCAGGCAACUCUCCUACAAAGCGGAAUUGGUCGCCAUUUCCUUUAUAAUGUAUAUGACAGCCCUGUUGUCCUCACACACGCUGUCAGCAUUUAUGUAGUUUGGUGGGGGAGUCAGUAACUCAUUGUUUUUCUACUUGUUUUGUAACGUAGUCUGCAACUUACACACUGUACACGAUAUUUUGUCAUUCUUGGUGUAAGAUUCGGCUUCGUAUAAUGAUUGAUUAACUCUGAAUACUACACAUGUAAUAUUAAACAUUUAUUAAUAUGUAUUUUGUGCUUUAUAAACACAGAUUUAUGCUCACAGAAGACAGUCCUGCCUGUCUAGAGUAGGUGUUGAAUUCAUUUCUUUCUUUCUUUUUUUUUUUUUUUGGAUCUCCAUCAUAUGCAUGUUCAUUUGAUGUUCCUUAGCCGUAGCUCUGAUGUCAUGCAGCGUACGUGUUUCACAUCUGUCUACUUCAUCAGAAGUAUGCUUUGAACUAUUGUAUGGAUCUUUUAUGUAUUUACAAAUAAACACCAUUGUUUUGUUGUAAAUUA
Molecule: messenger RNA, 2595 nt
Organism: Ictalurus furcatus (blue catfish)
Lineage: Eukaryota; Metazoa; Chordata; Actinopteri; Siluriformes; Ictaluridae
Gene: elavl1b
Product: ELAV like RNA binding protein 1b
Exons: 8
Coding region: 141-1241 (366 amino acids)
Cellular component (GO): ribonucleoprotein complex
Molecular function (GO): RNA binding
Source: RefSeq, a predicted model, not a curated record